Odontomachus brunneus is the source of this 3964-nucleotide messenger RNA. It is a transcript of the gene Nrk, whose product is annotated as tyrosine-protein kinase transmembrane receptor Ror2. Gene Ontology annotation, molecular function: protein binding; transmembrane receptor protein tyrosine kinase activity; ATP binding. The record is from RefSeq and is a predicted model, not a curated record. The coding region runs from base 95 to 2053 and encodes 652 amino acids. NCBI's taxonomy places the organism in Eukaryota, Metazoa, Arthropoda, Insecta, Hymenoptera, Formicidae. Gene Ontology annotation, cellular component: signaling receptor complex. The transcript has 6 exons. Gene Ontology annotation, biological process: protein phosphorylation; cell surface receptor protein tyrosine kinase signaling pathway; positive regulation of kinase activity.
ACGCACAGUGCGACGACGUACACGUGUAUUGACAUAGAUAUACAUAAAUAUAUGCAUAUAUGUAUAUAUGUGUAUAUUUAGAUGACUGUAAAUAAUGGUGUUUUGGGCCAUCGUUUACCUGACAGCAAUAUUUCUGCGCUCCACACAAGCAAGAUCAGAGUCGCAUGGUUACUGUGCCCCAUACAGCGGAGAGAUCUGUAAGAAAUAUCUUGCUGGUAUUGGGAAAGUAUGGUUCAACGAUUCCAAAGACAAUCCUGGUGGAUUGUUAAACGAGCAAAUCACCACGGAUCUGUGGGACGAGUUGAUACUGAGGCUUGGGGAACCAUGUCGUUCAGCAGCAGAGAAAAUGCUGUGCAUGUAUGCAUUCCCAUUGUGCCACGAAUCAGUAGGCUUACCCUUGUGUUACGAAGACUGUAUGGCCAUACGUCUUCAGUUCUGCUUCACCGAUUGGGCGAUGAUUGAAGACAAUAAACAACGAGACAUUUACAUCCGCUCACGUGGACACUUUGUGUUACCAGAAUGUGAAAGUCUGCCCAAAGUGAACAAAACGGUACCUACGUGUUCGCACGUGCAUCUGACUGAUAUGGACGAGGAGGACGUAACGUAUGACUGCAUCAGGGGCAACGGUAGAUUUUAUAUGGGGAAGGUGAAUAAAACCAAAUACGGAUUGAACUGUCAGACGUGGAGCGUGCAGAUACCACACAGCCAUGACAAGCCUCCCGAUGUCUUCCCACAGAUUCGUCACGGCGAGAACUACUGUAGGAACGCGGGCGGUGAUGAGCCAGUGCCAUGGUGCUUCACGACUAAUUCUUCAAUACGCUGGCAACAUUGCGAUAUUCCUGUAUGUGAUAAUGUUACGAGUAAAAUAUUGGACAUUGAACCAAAGGACUCCGAGGUGGAAAUGCUGGUCACACCGGCGAUGAUAUUCAUGCUAUCAUUCGUAGGCUUCGCGAUCGUAGUUGGCAUAUUCCUGUUCGUCUUGUUCAUCCUGCUAAGCCAAAGACUACACAAACGCCAACGAGGCUACAAUCCGACUGAUAAUCAAGACGUGGACAUCGACCUAGACAAGCUACCAAACAACGAGGCCUACCACAAGACGAGCGCGCAGCUGAAUCCAAAGUUGGAGAAGCUCGAAUUCCCGCGAAACAACAUCAUUUACGUGCGCGAUCUGGGUCAAGGUGCGUUCGGCCGCGUAUUCCAAGCGAAGGCGCCAGGACUGGUGCUGGGCGAGGAGUUUACCAAUGUCGCCGUGAAGAUGCUGAAAGAGGAGGCGUCGGACGACUUGCUGGUGGACUUCGAACGCGAAGCGUGUCUGCUCGCCGAAUUCGACCAUCCAAACAUUGUGAAGCUGCUUGGCGUGUGCGCGUUGGGACGACCCAUGUGCCUGUUGUUCGAGUACAUGGGCCGUGGCGACCUGAACGAGUUCUUGCGUUCUUGUUCGCCGAGCAGCUACGUUAUACGCAGCACACAGGACCGUGAGGAUGGCAAUGCGAUGAACUCACGACUCUCGCACAUGGACUUGAUCAACAUCGCGCUGCAGGUAGCGUCCGGCAUGGUGUACCUGUCCGAUCGGAAGUUCGUGCAUCGCGACCUCGCCACGCGGAACUGCCUGAUAAACGACCAGAUGAUCGUGAAGAUCGCGGACUUCGGCCUGUCGCAGAAGAUCUAUUUGCAGGACUACUACAAGGGUGACGAGCAGGACGCCAUACCCGUGAGGUGGAUGCCACUAGAGAGCAUACUUUACAACAAGUACACCGUUGAGUCCGACGUGUGGGCGUUCGCCGUGUGUCUCUGGGAGAUCUUCAGCUUCGCGCUGCAGCCGUACUACGGGAUGACGCACGAGGAAGUGGUCAAGUACAUCAAAGAGGGCAACGUGCUGCGCUGCCCCGACAACACGCCGCAAUCGAUAUACUAUUUGAUGAAGCUCUGUUGGAAUAGGCGACCAUCCGAUCGGCCUACCUUCCGCACGAUCUACCAGACCCUCGACGGCAUCAAGCAUGAACUGGAGGCAGAAAACAAGUCGGACAGCGUCCCGCUGCGCAUCCGCGUGUGAACGAUCAGGCUGACGAAGAAAGAUGACAACAAUGAUGAUGAUGGUGGUACCGGCCUCUCUCUUUCUCUCUCUCUCUCUCUCUCUCUCCCCCCCCUCUCUCUCUCUCUCUCUCCCCCUCUCUUUUACUCUCUCUCUAUUUCUCUCAAUGACGGCGCUUCAUCGAUUAAGAGUAAGCGACAUCACUUGUGUGUGCGUGUGUGCGUGUACCUACACUUCACGAUUAUACAUUUUCAGGUAAGUAACUUCGUGUUGUACUAUAAAUGUGACAUGGAAUGCCUUCUUAGUUGGAUUCGCCCGGCCCGAUCGGUCGCGAAUCGGUCGUGCCGCGUCGCGCGGGAUGAGAAAUGGACCAAUUACACGUGGAAAACUUGCGAGACGGAGAACGCGAUAUUUGCACGAUGCGUUAAUAUUUUUUUCAAGAGCAUUUUUCCGCUACUUCUUCUUAUGAGACUGUCGUCUGUCUGUUGAUCUGUUCGUUUCAGCUGCACUGCUGAACUGGUGCAAUAAGUUAGAGCGAGAAAAAAUAUACUUGUCUCACUUUAACUUAUUGCACCAGUUCAGCAAUACAGCUGAGAGAAGAACAGACCACGUAUUAGGACGCGAUGCUAUCCUUUCAUUCUCUCGGCCACCCACCGUCUUUUUUUCCUUUUUGGAUAUCGCGUUAUCAAGUCUAAAUUGUUUUUCACUCGUUCGUUUCCACUUGACGUUCGAUUACGCUUCCAAUUACGCAUCCGGUGGUAUUAAGCAACGCUUUUCCAAUAUGUGAGGUAUUACCGAGUCUGUGCAAAUAUAUAAAAGUGGUGUGGCUAUAAAAGUGCAUUUACAAUUAGCAACGUUAUGCAGGGUGAUUUUCGCGAGGCUCCACCGGUGAGACAACUCCUAGGAUCGUUGUAAGUGAAGAAGUUUGCGCGAACACGGGUCCGGCUUUUGAAUAUUUCGAAAUAAUUUCUUCACUCAAAACGAUUCUACCGGUAGGGAUUGACUUCCGAAACGUCGAUGAAAUUUUCGCGCGAAUCGCCCGAUAUUUAGAGGCUCCUUCAUUGUUAGACGUUAGGUUGUUAGAUCGUUCGCUGUACCAAAAAAGGGGGAGGAAAACGAUACAGAUAAAUGAAACCUAUUUAAUGUGCUGAAAUUAACGAGAGAAGAAUUAUGAGGAAUGUUAAGCAAUAGCGAAUCAUUAAAUGAAUGUAUGCACACUGUGGACUUGUUAUUAAUUAAGAAGAUGCAGAGACGCAUCACGAUGUUCCGCUACAAGGAUAAAACGGUGUCGCGAAAUCUCUACGAUUUCAGAUUAUGUAUUCAGCGUUUGCCGCGCAUGUAAUCUUUUUGAUAUCGUGUAUCAUUAUUUAAUACGUAAUAUACUUUGUAAAGAUUUUUAAACGAAUAGCGGAAUUUUGUAUUAUGUUGGAUCGAGUCACAAGUAACUUUAUCGAUUCUUCCUACAAAUUUUUGUAUAAAUUUUUAUUUAAUUUUAUAUUAACAUCUCUCGCAAAAACAGCAAGAUAUUUGGAAUACGAGAUGUAAUUUUUAAUCAAGUUUCACACAUAUAUCCCUGUGUACAUUUACAAUUCUGAAUUGAAUAUCCUGAAUUACCCAAACGUAAUUCAAAUAUAAUUAUUUUGUAAAAUUGUUAACAUAUACAUGUCUAUAUGUUUUACAUAUUUAUAUUUGCUUGUGUCUAUAUGUUUUACAUAUUUGUAUUUGCUUGUGUCUAUAUGUUUUACAUAUUUAUUUACAUUUAUUGUUUUCUUUAUAUUUAUUUAUAUCUGUCAUUAUAUAUGUGGUUACUUGUGACUCAAUCCAAUAGUUUAUAAUAAAAGCUCUAUGUUGUACCCUGCAUUGCGAGGGUGUACGGGGAAAAGUGUUCCCUACGAAAGAAAGAAAAAAAAAAAAUAAUUGCGUCCACUUAGU